This is a messenger RNA of Pteronotus mesoamericanus, 983 nucleotides long. It is a transcript of the gene ECHS1, whose product is annotated as enoyl-CoA hydratase, short chain 1. Gene Ontology annotation, biological process: fatty acid beta-oxidation. The record is from RefSeq and is a predicted model, not a curated record. The transcript is spliced from 8 exons. Gene Ontology annotation, molecular function: enoyl-CoA hydratase activity. Bases 33 to 905 code for a protein of 290 amino acids. NCBI's taxonomy places the organism in Eukaryota, Metazoa, Chordata, Mammalia, Chiroptera, Mormoopidae. Gene Ontology annotation, cellular component: mitochondrion.
GCGACGGGCGGGGCCAAUCGUCCCCGAGCACCAUGGCCGCCCGGUUCGUCCUGCUGUCUCGGGCCUGCGGCCCGCUGCUCCCCACAGUCGGCUGCGCGGCGCGGCGCCCCUUCGCCUCGGCGGCUCACUUUGAGUACAUCAUCGCAGAAAAGAAGGGGAAGAACUGCAACGUGGGGCUGAUCCAACUGAACCGGCCCAAAGCACUCAACGCACUCUGCAACGGGCUUAUCACGGAGCUGAACCGGGCGCUGGAGGCCUUCGAGGAGGACACGGCCGUGGGGGCCAUCGUCCUCACGGGCGGGGACAAGGCGUUCGCAGCUGGAGCCGACAUCAAGGAGAUGCAGAACCAAACCUUCCAGGGCUGUUACUCCAGCAGGUUCCUGAGCCACUGGGACCGAGUCUCCCAGGUCAAGAAGCCAAUCAUAGCCGCUGUCAAUGGCUACGCGCUUGGUGGCGGCUGUGAACUUGCUAUGAUGUGUGACAUCAUUUACGCCGGAGAGAAAGCCCAGUUUGGCCAGCCGGAAAUCCUACUGGGAACCAUCCCAGGUGCAGGGGGCACCCAGAGGCUGACCCGCGCUGUUGGGAAGUCUCUGGCCAUGGAGAUGGUCCUCACUGGUGACCGGAUCUCAGCCCAGGAAGCCAAGGCAGCAGGUCUCGUAAGCAAAGUUUUUCCUGUUGAGAAGCUGGUCGAAGAAGCCAUCCGGUGCGCAGAAAAAAUAGCCAGCAACUCUAAAAUUGUGGCAAUGAUGGCCAAAGAGUCCGUGAACGCAGCUUUUGAAAUGACGUUGACAGAGGGAAAUAAGUUGGAGAAGAAACUCUUUUAUUCAACUUUUGCUACCGAAGACCGGAGAGAAGGGAUGACCGCGUUUGUGGAGAAGAGAAAGGCCAACUUCAAAGACCAGUGACAGCUGCUGCCGAGGCCGCGAGCUCCACGGAAGAGGAGACAGUCUCAGGGGCCAAUAAACCCUCUGUUUUCAAGGGCA